UUUUACCUUUUGGUUUUAUUAAGUAUUUUCAUUAUCGAUUAAAGUUUGCGUGUGAGGCUAAAUUUAAUUGUAAUGAAUAAAUAAUUUUUCAUCAACUUUAUCUACUGCCUGGAUCUCAUUUUCCCAAGUUUUUGCAUCACUAAGCCUCUCCUCCACUGACAUCCAUUCUCAAAAAACAAAAACAAACAAACAAAAAACUCUGGUCUCCUUCCCUGUACUGAAGCAUUAUGCUUGUUUUGCUAACCUUGCAGGCUUCGCUAGAAACUUCCAGGCAAGUGUGUUUAAGGCAAGACAUUGACCCACCAAGAGCAGGAUUAGACAUCCCUGUCAUAAGAACACAGUGUUACCACAGCAUUCAAGAUGUUCCCUCAGUAAAGACAAAGUGUACACUGACAAACCAAUCCAGUUUUAAUCACACAGAUAAAUCAACAUCAAGUUAUAGUAACAUAAUAGCUCCUGUCACAGUUAAAAAAUAAUCAACAAAAUGACCAAACAGGGUUUGGGGCAAUGUUGAGAUCUCUUCUGGAAUGCUAAAGACACAUGUGAUAUUACUUCAGAGAGUUUUUCCCCCUCAGGAACAUUUCUUUCAUUUGAGGAGGGCGGUUUGAACAUGUGUAAUGUUUUACAGCUGAGUGAAAAGCACAGAGAAAAGGGUGGGGCUAAGCUGUGAACAGAAUAUCAGAGACAGCACUAAAUAUCCUUUUUGCAUUUUGAGGAACACAAGAGAGCUACCAGAAACAUUCUAGGACAGUGGAAGAGAAGACAGAAAAUUAAAACACUUUUUCGUCAUAAUGGCAAUCCCUGACAUGCCUUCACUGAAACUACACAGUCGGCCAGAGAUGUUUGAUUUUGAGGGUAUUUCUAUGACUCACUUUUUCACUGACAACUGGGAAAAGGUGAAAAACUUUCAAGCAAGACCUGAUGACAUUCUUAUCGCCACUUAUCCAAAAGCAGGUAGCACAUGGAUUUCUUAUAUACUGGACCUUCUGUAUUUUGGUAAGGAUGAUCUAGAGCGUCAGACUUCCAAGCCAAUAUAUACACGAAUCCCAUGCCUGGAAGCAUGCUUUUCAACAGUUACAGGGACAGAAAUGGCUAAUCAUCUGCCCACCUCUCCUCGUCUCAUCAAAACUCAUUUACCUGUUCAGCUUAUACCAAAGUCCUUCUGGGAGCAGAACUCAAGGAUUGUGUAUGUAGCACGUAAUGCAAAGGACAAUGCCGUUUCCUAUUUUCAUUUUGACCGAAUGAACAAGGUACAGCCUGAACCCGGAGAUUGGAACAACUUCUUAGAGAAAUUUAUGAAAGGGAAAAAUGUGUUCGGUCCUUGGUACGAUCAUGUCAGUGGAUGGUGGGAGAAAAAACAGACGUAUUCUAACCUACUGUACUUGUUCUAUGAGGAUUUGGUUGAAGACACUGGACGUGAGGUUGAACGUUUGUGCUCCUUCUUGGGUUUGUCCACCUCAGUCGAAGAAAGGGAGAAAAUAACCAAAGGGGUUCAGUUUGAUGCCAUGAAACAGAACAACAUGACCAACUAUAUCACAGUCCCUUUCAUGGACUUCAAGAUCUCACCCUUCAUGCGGAAAGGUAAAGUUGGAGACUGGAAAUGUCACUUCACAGUGGCACAAAAUGAAGAGUUUGAUGAGGUCUACAAAGAGAAGAUGAAGAAUACUACUGUCAAGUUCCGCACUGAGAUUUAAUAUUACAGUUCUAGAUCUUACACCAGAAUCAGUAUUUAACACAGUUCGUAUGUACGGGAAGAAGGAGGCGGGAACCGGAGAACAUUCAACAUAACUUUAAUACCAAAAUAAACAAAUACAAAACGAAAGUAAUGCCGGCAGACCCUCGCAGACGUCUGCUGUAACGUAGUUCGUAAAUAUGGGAAGAAGGAGGCGGGAACCGGCAAACAUUCAACAUAACUUUAAUAUAAAAUAAACAAAGAACAAAACAAAAGUAAUGCCGGCAGACCCUUGCGGACGUCUGCCGGCCACACAAACAUAAUAAAACAUAAAAUAAUAUCCAGGCCUGGUCCUCUCUCAUCCUUCACUGUCGUCGCUCCUCCUUUCAAGCUCCCGGAGCUCCUCCGUGAGAGACUCAAGGCCGAUGCACCUCACAGGUGAAGAUCAUUAACACUCGUGUCACCGGCCUCGCGGCUCUCGCCCGCCCUGCUCGUCACAUACCCCCAUCUCCCCUCGCAGGCCAGGGGGUACUCCCGCGACUGCGCUUACUCCCCCCCGGGGCCUGUCUCGGCGGCCGCAGCACCUGGGGGUAAGGACAGACGAGACGAGACGAGAGAAAGGAGACGGAAGCAAGGGGAGCGAUAGAAUGAUAGAGGGGAGAGAGGAAA
This is a messenger RNA of Megalobrama amblycephala (Wuchang bream), 2341 nucleotides long. Its product is annotated as cytosolic sulfotransferase 3-like. The record is from RefSeq and is a predicted model, not a curated record. Gene Ontology annotation, cellular component: cytoplasm. Gene Ontology annotation, biological process: sulfation. Gene Ontology annotation, molecular function: sulfotransferase activity. The transcript is spliced from 8 exons. Lineage: Eukaryota; Metazoa; Chordata; Actinopteri; Cypriniformes; Xenocyprididae. Bases 792 to 1694 code for a protein of 300 amino acids.